AUGGUGGAUGUAAUUAGUUCUAAUGGAUAUCUUAACCCAGCAAUAGCAGCAAUGGAAUUAGCACAAAUGUGUGUACAAGCUAUUUGGGAUCAAGAUUCACCAUUGAAACAAAUUCCAUACUUUACAACGGAUCUUAUUAAACGUUGUGAAAAAAAGGGAAUUGAAUCAGUAUUUGAUAUUAUAGAUUUGGACGAUGAUGAUCGAAACAGUUUACUUCAAAUGAACAAUAAACAACUUCGAGAAGUUGCUCGUUAUGUUAACAGGUAUCCAAAUAUAGAAUUUAACCAUGUUUUAUUGGACAAAGAUGAACUUGUGGCAAAUUCACAGGGUACCAUUGAAGUAUCAUUGAAUCGAGAUAUUGAUGAAGAGGACGAAGAAGAUUUUAAUAUAGGACCAGUAAUUGCACCAUUCUUUCCGUUGAAAAAAGAUGAAGGGUGGUGGAUUGUAGUUGGUAUUUCAAAUGAUAAUUCAUUACUUGGCAUCAAACGUAUCACACUUAACAAACGGCUUAGAAUCAAAUUAGAUUUUACAUGUCCAAAUAAACCUGGCGAAUACAAAUUGAGAAUAUAUUUUAUGUCCGAUUCUUAUGUGGGAUGUGAUCAAGAAUUUGAUGUUGAUAUUGAUCGAAUAGAACGUUUGUUAUGA
Messenger RNA from Entrophospora candida, 645 nucleotides. Lineage: Eukaryota; Fungi; Glomeromycota; Glomeromycetes; Entrophosporales; Entrophosporaceae. The record is from the annotation of a GenBank genome assembly.